UCAAGAUGGCGGACGGCAAUAGAGAAAAGUGAUGAGGACAGGACAACAAAUGAUACAACUAGCCUCAAUUUAGACAUUCAAUAUCUUAUUACUAUCCUCACUGUUCACCGGAUAUUUGCAGAAACGUUGCGAAUUAAUCAGACUUGUGUGGAAGGAGCGCAUAACCUAGUUUGCGCUUAUGUUAAAGAUUUAGGUAGCUAGCUAGCCAGCUGCUAACGUUAUCUGCGGAAGAAGAGGCACGUUGCAGCCAAAAAACAAGUACUGUUUUUGAGCUGAAUGCGUGGUAGACUUUUGUAUAUUCGGUCACCGAUUAUAAUACCUAUAACGCAAGGUAACGUUAGGUUGGCAUAAACAGCGUUGCGUUCUCCGAUUUGGGCUUGCUAGAUAGAUAAACUAGCUAAUCGACUUCGCUAUCUAGCUAGCGUCAACUGAGUGAGGAUUUUUUUUUUUACUGACGACAUGGCUCACUCCCCGGUUCAGAGUGGCAUUCCAGGGAUGCAGAACUUUAAAGCUGAUCCAGAGGAGCUGUUCACCAAGCUGGAGAGGAUAGGGAAAGGCUCUUUUGGAGAGGUGUUCAAAGGCAUUGACAAUCGGACUCAGAAAGUAGUGGCCAUUAAGAUAAUUGACCUUGAGGAGGCAGAGGAUGAAAUCGAAGACAUUCAACAGGAAAUAACAGUCCUUAGCCAGUGUGACAGUCCCUUCGUUACCAAGUAUUAUGGAUCAUAUCUGAAGGAUGCAAAAUUAUGGAUUAUUAUGGAAUAUUUAGGAGGAGGAUCAGCUCUGGAUUUGUUGGAGCCGGGUGCCUUGGACGAAACCCAGAUAGCCACAAUUGUCAGAGAGAUCCUGAAGGGGCUUGAAUACCUGCACUCUGAAAAGAAAAUCCACCGAGAUAUUAAAGCUGCCAACGUGCUGCUGUCGGAGCAAGGAGAUGUGAAGCUGGCAGACUUUGGAGUGGCGGGGCAGUUAACGGACACUCAGAUAAAGAGGAACACGUUCGUGGGCACUCCGUUCUGGAUGGCACCUGAAGUCAUAAAACAGUCUGCGUACGACUCAAAGGCGGAUAUCUGGUCGCUAGGCAUAACGGCCAUAGAGCUAGCCAAAGGAGAGCCGCCCCACUCAGAGCUCCACCCUAUGAAGGUCUUAUUCCUCAUCCCAAAGAACAACCCGCCCACGCUGGAAGGAAACUACUGCAAACCCCUCAAAGAAUUCAUUGAAGCCUGUUUGAACAAAGAGCCCAGCUUUAGGCCAACUGCCAAAGAGCUGCUGAAACACAAGCUGAUCGUCCGGCACGCCAAGAAGACAUCCUACCUUUCAGAGCUGGUGGACAAGUACAAGAGGUGGAAAGCAGAGCAGUCUCGGGAGGAAUCCAGCGACGAUGAGUCGGACUCGGAGCAGGAUGGCCAGGCGUCUGGAGGGAACGACUCUGGGAACGAUGACUGGAUCUUCAACACCAUCAGGGAGAAGGACCCCAAGAAGUUCCAGAACGGAGCCGCCCAGCCUGAUGAGCUGGAGAGGAACAAGGUGCAAGAAAGUCCAAAGAGGCCUUUGUCACAGAGCUUGUCCACUAUAAUUUCCCCUUUGUUUUCUGAGUUAAAAGAGAAGCAGGUUGAGGCGACCAAUGGCAAGCCAGAGGCUGUAGAUGAGUUGAGGGAGGCCAUUUUCCUGGCAGAAGAGUCAUAUCCUGGCAUCUCUGACUCCCUGGUGUCUGAACUAGUGCAGAGACUACAGAGGUUCUCUCUACCCGGGGCCGCCUCCUCUCAGUAAGACCUGCUGUGUCCAGCAACCAUCCACCUCCCACCCAUAGCAGCAGUCAGUCCAUGGCCUCUGACAUCAACAGCCAAGAUGAAGUCUCCCAGGAAGUUCUCAUCACUCAUUCGCCUAAAGCAAAACCUCGACCCACUUUAUCUCUACUUGUCCACGCCAACAUAUUGUCACAUUGGGGACAGUCAGUGGCUAGUUGAUAAUCUGCCACCUUGACUUCCACCUGCUGUAAGACAUCUUAGUCUCAUUAACUCCAACAUGAGUGCAGUUUAUUUUAGGGGGGGGGGGGAAUUUCAUUCACAAUUCUUCUAAAAGAACCAUUGAUUUAAAAAAGUUGGUGUGGCUUAUUCUGAAAUGUCUAUCUGCAGCCUUUGGGGGAGUAUGUAACUUUCUUUAGUUUGCGUGGUUGUGUGCGAGUCAGUGUGUGCGAGCGCAUGUGAGCAUCUCCCUUGAUAUCCUGUGAAAUGUGCGGUGGAGAUUUGAAGCAUUCGUUUUGAAAACUCAGGUGUCCUGCUUUAAGUGGAUGUGGUUCUCUGGGAGAUGGAGAGAGCUCUGUUGGGUGGCUGUACAAACUUGUAUAUAGGCACAUUUUUACAGAUAUUGAGAAAUAAUGGCGUGUACGCAAAGGAAUCACUGUGUACAAAUGGCCAAAUGCUUCUGUAGAUAUAUUCUGUUAGAAAAGGUAAAUAUUUAAAGAGACAUAAAUGGCCAUAACUGAGAUUGCCUUGCCUUUAUUACUUGUUAUUUUGUAUUUCAAUCUUUGAUUCCCUCUUGUUUUAAUACAUUUUUCAAGGACACUCAUCAUUUCAAUGGCUGCCCCCUGUCCUGUUUUUAUGUUGAUUGACACUUUGGGUACCUAUGUUACUUAAAUGCUCUUUGACCUUUUGAAUUCACACUAUGUUAUGGCUGUCAUUGCAAUGCAGUGGAGACCAUAGAAACAAAACCUUUCUAGCUGGAUCACAUCUAAUCCUCUCCAGUCUACACACUGGAUGCUAUGUUCCCAGCUCCAUCUUCAUGAGGCCACAUGGUUUUAUGACGAUGGUUGUUGGAUUGUUCCCCUGUCCGUCACAUGUGUUAGAUGAGCGCUUUAGUUUAGUUAUAUGGAAGGUUCACCUGCCCUCUCCUUUUAACAUAGCAGUAACUUCAACUACUUAAUCCUCAACAGACAAGUCUUCCUGGGAGCUGCAAUUGAUUCCCUCAGUGUACCAACCGCUUGAAUUGCACUUGGAAAAUAAAUGCCUUUUUAUUGUAGACAAAGUAGCCAUAAGACUGUAGCAUGAGAAUUCUUGUAUAGGUAUGUGUCAUGCUACGUAAGGACUGUCCACCUGAAGCAGCACAGCUUUGAGAACAGAAGAACCGAUAUGAUCUCCUGUAAAUUGGAUUUACACACACAGGGUUUAGUUUAAACGGAUUGCAGAAGUGCGUUUAGUAUAUUCAUACUAGUUGACGUCGCUGCUCAUAGAUCUAAAAAGUUGCAGAAAGCCAGCAGCCAUUAGGAAACAUACUGCACUUCCCUGCUGCUACAGACUCCGUGUAGUUUGAAAUGAAUGUGCAUGGAAAAAUAGCUCCUGUGAAUUGAACCGCACAGUAUGUGUUGUAGCAUACUACAGGACUCUGAACAUGAUGUACUGGACCUUGAGUGUUAAAAGCCUUAGCAUCUUUGGCGAGAGGAGUGCAGAGUCACAGCUUUAAAAAGAUUUGAGCCAAGUGUUUUUUUUGGGGGUCGAUUUUGUCCUUUUUGUAAUUGGUAGAAAUCCUGCAGCUAUCAAGACAUGUAUGCAGCAGUGUUUCAAAUAAACAAAUCGUGGCAAGGCGUUCAACUUUUAAUCCCAUUCUAUCGCAGCAUGGCCAAAUUAACGAUUGACCUACGUGUGCUUUAAAAAAAAAAAA
Messenger RNA from Salvelinus namaycush (lake trout), 3651 nucleotides. RefSeq names its product serine/threonine-protein kinase 24-like. Lineage: Eukaryota; Metazoa; Chordata; Actinopteri; Salmoniformes; Salmonidae. Gene Ontology annotation, molecular function: protein kinase activity; ATP binding. The record is from RefSeq and is a predicted model, not a curated record. The coding region runs from base 460 to 1764 and encodes 434 amino acids. The transcript is spliced from 11 exons. Gene Ontology annotation, biological process: protein phosphorylation.